GGGAUACCGGGGAGCUCUUCCGGUUCAUGGUAUGCAGUCGUGUUUACGAAUAAGCAGAGCUGCAUUACAUAAUCUCUCAUCGAUGGUAUAAUCCUUCCCUUCAGCCUCGUUUAACAGCUUUACUGCGGUACUGUAUACAUGAUUAAUGGGUCCGAACAGGAUCUACAUCAGUGUGGGAUAUGCCACGUUCGGCGUGUUGGUGGGAUUUUCGGCGUUUAUCGUGUGGAAUGUGGUUUAUAAACAGCCAUGGACGGCGGCGAUGGGCGGAUUAUCAGGAGUUCUGGCACUCUGGGCACUGGUCACCCACAUUAUGUACAUUCAGGACUACUGGCGCACAUGGCUGAAGGGACUCAAGUUCUUCAUGUUUGUUAGUUCCGUCUUCUCCCUCCUGGCUGUUGCAGCUUUUGCCACAUUCAUAGCUUUAGCUGUUCUAGAAAAGGAAUCAAUAACUGACCCCAAGAGCUUCUAUCUGUCAUCUGUGUGGAGCUUCAUGACUCUUAAAUGGGCCUUCCUGCUGGGCAUGUACUCCUACCGUUACCAUCAGGAGUUUGCUGACAUCAGCAUCCUCAGUGACUUUUGAUUGGCUCCUUUACCUGU
This is a messenger RNA of Carassius carassius (crucian carp), 597 nucleotides long. RefSeq names its product heme transporter hrg1-B. Gene Ontology annotation, biological process: heme transport. Gene Ontology annotation, molecular function: heme binding; heme transmembrane transporter activity. NCBI's taxonomy places the organism in Eukaryota, Metazoa, Chordata, Actinopteri, Cypriniformes, Cyprinidae. The coding region runs from base 146 to 580 and encodes 144 amino acids. Gene Ontology annotation, cellular component: lysosomal membrane; plasma membrane. The record is from RefSeq and is a predicted model, not a curated record. The transcript has 3 exons.